AUGCCCGAGCAAAAUGUAUGCCAUAAUACAACCCUUUUACACGUGAUCAGGGAGCUGCUCAACAUCGAAGGUUUGCUUUCUUCUUCCACCGUCUCACCACAGUAUCGUAUUAUGUCUACUGUUCUUCUGCCCCAACUCCCAGGCGAUGCGCCACAAGACCCUCGACCUCCUAAACGUAGAAAAAUACAGACUUCCAAAACCGACAACGUAACACCACCUUCUUCAAGACCACCUGUUAAGGACACACCUUUUCGCCAGAGCUCUUGUCACCCAGGUCAUAUACCCGUCCAGCUUCAAAACUCAUGUCAAAGCCGGCCUAUGCAGGCUACACUUGCUUCGCAGACUGCAGUCGAUACAAUAGAUGCUGCGGCCUCAGUUAGCAGGCCUGGAAGAAAGGCCGAAGAGAUGCAAGAAAUCCUCCGCGAAGAGAUCAACGGCGCAGUGUUCCAGUACCCAUCAUUAUGCGAGGACCUUCCCAUUGACCAGGCCCAUCUGACGGCGACGAUGGAGCGAUUGGCUGAGUCACCAGUGCUGCGACGCGACGGGCACUGGUCGAUCGAUUGCACCAACUUCGAAUCUGCGGAAAACCACUUGAUGCAUCAGGCUUGGGCCGACUUGCUGGAUGUCAUCAUGCGUGCUGCCUUCAGGGGCAGCCGAUUUCGUACUGGACCUCAGCCAAUAGUCGCACUGCGGGAAACACGCGUUCUUUAUGACCAUGACGACGACACAGACACCUCUCCGGAUAUUGUACAAGGACACACGAACACUGAUGGGCGCUAUCACUGGGGCACCCUGGAGUUCUUUGCGGAGUGCAAGGCCAAGCCAGACCAGCUCGGAGAAGCGCUUAUGCAGAUCGCUCGCUACUCCAGAGCCAUGUUCACCCAUCAGGUAUACCGACGGUUCAUAUACUCACUCGCUCUAUGCGGAACCAAGGCGACGUUUGUGCGCGUGGGCCGGAGCGGGAUCAUUCACUCGACGCCUAUCGAUGUCAAAGUUGAUCCCGAGCAGUUCAUACGGGGUGUUGCGAGUGUGUUCGGGCUCGACGACGGUCAGUUCGGGUACGAUACACGUUUCUACUACUGGCCUCCACUUGCGGCCGAGGACGACGGUCGGAAGAGACAGCUGCGGGUCAAGACGGGUAACUGGCGCUGGAUAGUGAUGGAACUGAUGUGUCACCGGAUGUGCUUGGUGGGCAGGGCUACGGUGGUCAUGCUGCUAUGCAGAGUGGGUAACCCGAAACACCGUGCUGUGCUGAAGUCGAUAUGGCGGCAUGAGUCUAGACCUGACGAGGGAGACACGCUACGGAAGCUGGAAGGAAGACCGGGGAUAUGCAGGUGCCACUGGAACGAGUACUUGAACGACACGAAGAUCAAGGAUCGAAGCUUGCUGGCCCCAUCCCGUUACCAGUAUUUGUUCAUGAACAUGUCUGAGAAACACAAACAACAGAUGCUGGAAGCUAGCACUUCUAUGGACUCUAAGAACGCGCGCAGCAUCAAGGGCCAGAAGUCGUACAAGAAGGCGCAGCUGAAGCUACUGGAAGUGCCCGAGGAUCGAGUGCAUAGCUUGAUACUGAUGGACGAGGGAGCCCGGCUGUGGAGGAUCAAGCGGUUUCGGCAUCUGAUGGUAGUGCUGCGUGAUGCACUUGUUGGAUAUGCAUCGAUGGCCAUGUCCGACCAGGUCCAUCGUGAUAUCAGCGAGGGGAACAUACUAUGCCAAGCUCCUGGCUCUAAAGACUGGUGGGAAGGCGGUAUGCCUGCCAGCGUGGAUCACGACGGGAGCGAUAUCGUCGACGGGAUUCCGAGUGAUGCGUUUGUCUCGUAUGACUUCGACGAAGUUACUCUGGAGGAUGAGAGUGAGAUCAAAGAAGCAAGUACGCUGAAAGAAUAUGUCGAAGGGCGAUACCCAAGCGGGAAGUCAAUUGGUCGCUUGUAUGAUAUGGAGUUCUCGGUCGCUGAAGACAGGCCGGAGACCGAUGUGCGAACCAAUGCAGAAAGGACGGGCACAGUUGCGUUUAUGUCUUCCCAGCUUCUGUCGAGAGAGCCAGCCCGACACACGUUCAUGCAUGACCUUGAGUCUUUCCUGUGGGUGCUAGUAUGGUUAGUUGCUGUGCGUGCACGGGAGUACAAUCAGUACAACGCAAAUUUACUACGUGAAGAGCUGUGCUCGCCGAAACACAGCUUCAAGCAAUUAUUUAUCGUCGACAUGAAAACAUGCCGCUCGCAAAUGGCGACAGUACUCGAUCCGGCGGACAUGGAAUGGAUGUAUGCAUGGGCAGUCAUACGCCGUUUCGCUCAAUUCCUUCAUCGAAACUUGUAUGGACAAGAAGAUGCUACACCCUAUGAAGAUGUCAUAAAACCGCAAUUGGAGCCCUUGUUUACGACAACUAAAGUUAGCUGCGAGGAGAAAUGGGGUCUAAUUAGGACCCUGAUCGGGAUCUUUGACGAGACGAUCGCCAAGUUACAGUCUUCCUCUCAUUGA
Messenger RNA from Rhizoctonia solani, 2478 nucleotides. RefSeq lists its product as uncharacterized. The transcript is spliced from 4 exons. Bases 1 to 2478 code for a protein of 825 amino acids. Lineage: Eukaryota; Fungi; Basidiomycota; Agaricomycetes; Cantharellales; Ceratobasidiaceae. The record is from RefSeq and is a predicted model, not a curated record.